Molecule: messenger RNA, 7006 nt
Organism: Limulus polyphemus (Atlantic horseshoe crab)
Lineage: Eukaryota; Metazoa; Arthropoda; Merostomata; Xiphosura; Limulidae
Product: pre-mRNA cleavage complex 2 protein Pcf11-like
Exons: 22
Coding region: 215-6148 (1977 amino acids)
Biological process (GO): termination of RNA polymerase II transcription
Cellular component (GO): cytoplasm; mRNA cleavage factor complex
Molecular function (GO): mRNA binding; RNA polymerase II complex binding
Source: RefSeq, a predicted model, not a curated record
AUCGGCGUUGUUCGACACACACAGUGAGAUAGUCGCCAUAUUUGAGCUUGUGUAAUGGAAGUGUUGUAAUGUAACUGAAGUUAGAUUUUCGGUUAUUAUCUUUAAUUUACAGCUGUCGUUAACUGAGAUUUUUUCUUCCUCUACAAUUUAAUGUAUUACUGACUUAUACGUUGCUUAUAUUAUUUUCUUUAGUUUUCAACUCUUUCAGUAAAAUAUGGAUGAAGACAUUUGCGAAGAUUACCGUUCCUCCUUGGCUGAUUUGACUUGUAAUAGUAAGCCUUUAAUCAACAUGUUGACGAUGUUAGCAGAAGAUAACAGCAAAUAUGCGCACAAGAUCGUCAGGGUCAUCGAACUUCAUUUGCAUGAGGUUCUGCCAGAGACAAAGUUGCCAGUGCUGUACCUGAUAGAUUCUAUUAUGAAGAAUGUUGGUGGUGAUUAUUUGCCUCUUUUUACACAAAACAUUGUAUCAGACUUUUGUGGAGUUUUUGAAAAGGGUGAUGAAAAAACCAGGGUUCAACUUUUCAAACUUCGACAGACAUGGAGUGAUAUACUUCCUAACAAAAAGUUGUAUGCUAUUGAUGUAAGAAUAAAACAGCUAGAUCCAGCAUGGCCCAUCACUGCUCAGCCAGAACCUAGCAUACAUGUGAAUCCCAAAUUUUUAGAAAAUAAACAGAAAACACCCAAAGAAGAACAGAAUCCACAAAAUGUGCAGCAGCAGCUAUUGCUUAAACAGCAAGAACUGGUGAGAUUACAGAAAGAAAAAUUGAAAUUGGAGUUCAUGCAAGCUAAGUCCAAACUUGAACAGCAGAAAAGAAUACAUCCUCCUGCAACAUCUCUGCCAACUCAGAAUGUGGCUCAGGUGUUUUCUCAGCGUAUCUCUACUCAACUCCAGCCACCUGUGACUGCAAGUGUAAAUAUACAUCCUAUUUCAUCUACUAUGGCUUUAACAAGUAGUAUUUCAUCAGUGGAUCCACGGCUUUCUAUACGUGAUCCAAGAUUGAAGCGAGAUCCUCGUUCAAACUCUGUCACUAGUCCAGCAUCCAGCUCAACGCAAGCUGCAGUAGACCCAAUUAGCAUUAACAGAAGCUCUGAAGUAGUGGUUUCAACUGUGCCUUCAUUAGUCAUUGUGCCUUCUACGACUUCAUUACCGAAGAAUUAUGAUGUGUCCUCAGUAAGAAGUAAUUCUAAAUCAGUUGAAAAGCUUCCCACUAAGCCUGUUAACAUUGAUAGUGAUAUGUUAUCCACAUCAACAUCUGAACGUACUAAAGCUACAAUUUCUGUAACUGAUGCCAAAACUGUUUUUGAAGCCAUUAAACCUUUGUCAUCAAAACAUUUGCAAUCUACCGAAAAGAAGUUGUUUUUUAGUCCUUCCAAAAAAGAACCCACACCACAGCAGUUAAAGCUUACAGAAGAAAGAACUACAAAAGGUAAUCAAACAAAAAGUCCAACUUCUGAAAGUAAAAGUAAGCUUGGAAAAGAUAGUAAAGAAAAAGUGCACAAUAAACAACAAAUCAGUGAUUCCAAAUCUGAAAAGGCAACUAAUGAUAGAAAAAUCUCAAGUAAUGAAACUUCAAAAACCAGUAAGAUUAAUCAAAACAAAAAGAACAUCCAGAAACAAGGAAAAGAUAAGUUGUCUAUUGAAAAUAGAACCAGAGAUAAAACUGGACACAAAGAAAGACCUAAAAGUGUAGAAAAAGAAAAAAAGAAAGACAGUGUUGAACAUUCAUCAAAUGUUCAGAGAAGAAAUGUGAAAAACAAGGAAUCUAUAUCUCCCAAAAAAGAAGACUCGAAGGUUCGGGAUUUGGACUCCCGGAUAGAAAAUAAAGUGGCAAAAGAUGAUUCAAAGAAACCUACUAAAAAAGGCAGAGUUUCUACAAACAGAGAUCGAUCUCGGUCUCCAUUAGCUAAAAAAAAUGGAAGAAAGAUGGUCAGUCAAAAUUCUGUAAAAGGAAAAGCUAAAGAAAAAAAUCAGGUAUCUAAAAAUCAAGAAGUUCACAACAAAGAAAAGGAGAAAGAGGAUAAAUUCCCAGCAAAAGAUGUAGAUUUAAGAGUGUUUACAACUAUUCCUAAAAAAACUUCAUUGAAGAUCAAUAAUUCUGAUGAGAAAGACAAAGACCUUCGAGAUACUGAGAAAAAAUCCUCAGAAAAUACGACCGAAGAUAGCAAAGAGAACACAGAGGAACCUCCUGUAAAGAAGAAGAAAAUGGAAGAAAGCAAAAGGUUCUUUGGAAAGAAAGAUCAGGAUUACAGACAAUUUCCUAUGGGUCAACUCUUACCACCAAAAAGUCCUGCACAACAAGGCUGGGCUCAGUUUAAAGCAUCCCAUCCAGAUGAGUAUAAAAUUCCUCUUCGUCCAGCACGGGAGAAUAUGGAUGGUCCUUUUCAGUUGGGAACAAAGGAUCAAGAUCUUAGACAAGAAUUUCCAGGAGAAAAAGUGAAUCGACCAUCAUUGCUUGGAAAAGGUCCAAGUAUUGAAAGAGGCUCUCAAGAUACAAAUCUUAGGCGGUAUGAUCGUCUUGGGCGACCACUUCUAAGCAGGUUGCACAUUAACCCAUAUUCCUAUAGGAAGGGAUUUUCAAGUAGACAUGGAUAUACUUCUUUACGUGAUCAACAACAUAUUCAAGUGAUGAUUGAGAAGCAAAAAGAAAUAAUUCAAGAAAUAGAAGACCAGCUAAAAUCGGGACGCUUAACAGCUGAACAACACAAGGAGUUCGUUCAACAGUUGCAUAAGUUAUAUGAAGUACAGCGCUCACAUGCUGGACAGUGGCAUUCAUCUGGUCUAUCAAAACCAGAAGACCUUCUUCAAGAACAGGAUGGCUAUCUAUCUCGUCUCAGACUGGAUAGUAGUUUUAAUAAAAAACCUAACCAUGUUACCACAUGGCUUAUAGAAGAUCAGAUGAACCUAGAAAAUGAAGUUAGAAGCAAAGCAGGUGGAACAAAUGAUGAAAGAUCAUUAGUACAGAAAAAAGUCAAAGCUGAGUCCCUUCAUCAAGACUUAAUUUUGCCAGAUAAAGGACCUAUUCAAUUGAAUGGGGAAGUCAAACAGAUUUACUAUUUUGGAAACAAGGCUGUAGUUAUGGUGAAUCGUGGUGACCCUAGAGAGAUAGCAUUCACUGGCAGUCCUGUUCCAGUUUUUAUAAAUGAUAAGGAUCCCAUUACCUUACACUUCGAAAAUGAAAUGAAAGAAUUUGAAUUAGAUGGCAAGAAACAUACCAUAAAGUUUGGGCUUCCAGCUCGGGAAAUCUACAUAGAUGGAAAACCUUAUGAAGCAAGAUUUGAUGGGCCUCCAAUUGAUGUACCUUUAGAUGGGUCAUUGUGUAAAAUCAGGUUGGGUGGUCCACCACCAACUAUAGUAGUUGGGGAAGAGCCCCAGUAUCAAAUUUUAGAUUAUCUUGAGGCAGUUGAUGAGGCUAAGAAGAAACAAUUAAGAAAACCACCUGAUAUAUCUGAGAACUUUCUUGAUGUCAAGCUAAAUGAGGAAGCUGAGGUUGAAGUAAAGGACUCACCAAUGGAUGUUGAUUUAAGAGGAGGAGGUCAUUCUGGUGGUUUAUCUCCAAAACAGCGUGGUAAUGAUGAACAGAAGAAAUCUGGAUUAGAUAGUUCAAAGGAAAAUGUGUCUAAUGAAGAGAAAAACAUAUUCAAUGAAGGUAUUGAUAGAAAAAACACAUUAGAUUUGUUUUCAAAUCUUAAAGAUGUGGAUAUGAGAAAAGUGUCUGGACCAGUAAAGAAAGAGUCUGUAGCAGAUGAUCUAGACCAAGAAAGCCCAGAUGAAACAAUAAAUAGCAAGUCACAUCAUUCUUUACUUCCUCUCUCAAAUAAGAACAUAGGCCAAGAUUUAUUGCUUGACAGGACUCUAGAAUGGAGGGAACAUAUUCCUCCUUCAGAAAGGUUUUCUCAUAUAUUAAAAGAUCGUCACAGAGACUCUCCACCAAGAAUUGUCAAAGGAAGUCCAUGGAAUAGUCCUGCCCACAUGGAAGGUUCUGUAGGUAGUCCUUUAUACCAUGAUGCUUCAGAACAACGUCCAAGUCGUACUCUUUCCCCAAGAAGGAUGGAACCUAUGGAUUGGAAGAACAAUGAACAGUCUCAUGGUAUACCUCAAGGACAAAACCGAGUCUCCCCUCAUAACUGUCCAGAUAUGUGGGAAGAUGGUACUGAACCAAGAGCCAGAUGGAAAGAUGAGGACAGGUGGAUUUGUGAGCCUCCUGACUGGCCAAGAGACCAAUCUGGAAAGGCACUUCUUAGACCUCCUGAUAUGACUCCUCACCCAGGGGUAGGACGUGGGCAUUUACAUCCCAGGGAAUUUGAUAAAGAGGAAUGGGGACCAGAAAGAGAACUUUCACAGCAGCACAUUGCACAAAGGCCAUCCUUUAGACCUAGACGAAACAGUCCAAGUCACUUUGAAGAAUAUCCUGAAUACCAUCUUCAGCCACCACAGUGUGCUGUCAGACAAAGGCUUCCUCCUCCUGGGGUUCAUCCAAGGGAACAACAUGUGAGGCCAUUUCAUGGUCCACCAGAAGCUCGUCCAAGAUUUCCUCACUUUGCUCGAGAUCCAAGAGGUCCUUAUCCAAGAGGACCUUUCAUUCCAAAUUUCAGGUUAAGGGGUCCGGCAGGCCCACGCUUUUCUGGUAUACAUCGUGGUCCUCCUCCUCCAAGAGAACGGGGAUCAGGCAUGUUAAAUCCAGUACAGCCUACUGGUCCUCGGGUUCAGAAAGCUUUACUGCCUGCUCCAGUCUCAGCUGGUCCUCCCUCAAGUGUAACUACCCCCUCACAGAGAGAGUCUCUUCCAGUAACAGCCUCUCAACCAAUGACUAGUCAAGCUCCCAUGUUUGUAGAAACACCAACUGUUCCAGCACCCCUAGAUAUUGAUGUUAAUACCUUGUUUACCAAACUGGUACUUGCUGGAAUAAUUGCUGAAGUCUCUCAACCAACUGCCCAGGCCACAAGUAAAGAGGAACCUCCAUCAGUUGAAAAUAAAGAAGAAGAGGACAAGAAAGAAAAUAAGAUCAACCAAGAGGAAGAGAAAAUUCCUCCCAUUGAAUUGAAAGCAGAUUCCUUGAAAAUUCAUUACCCAGGUGUGAUUAGCAGUUUACAUAAAGGAACACAAUGUGCUUCAUGUGGUUUGCGGUUUACCGAGGAUCAGCAUGAUAAAUAUAGUAGACAUCUUGAUUGGCACUUCCGAGUUAAUAGAAGAGAGAAGGAUGGAGUGAAGAAAGCAUUUUCUAGGAAGUGGUUUUAUGACGUAGAGGAUUGGAUCCAGUUUGAGGAAAUUGCUGAUUUGGAAGAAGGAGCACGUAGCUUUUUUGAGCAGCAAACUGAUGAAGAAAUUUACCAAACUAAUGAGUUAAGUGAACUCCCAAGUGUUAUAGCUUCAGCAAAUGAAGCCGAAAAUAGCUGCUUUGUUUGUAAUGAAGCAUUUCAGUUGUUCUGGGUAGAAGAAGACGAGGAGUGGCAUCUCAGGGAUGCUAUACGUGUUGACGAGAAGGUAUACCAUCCACUUUGUUAUGAAGACUUCAAAAAGACAUCUGAAGUUCCUGAAACACCAACUGAAAGUCAAGCACCCUGCCUAUUAAAAAGUGAGGAUUCUUCUGAAACAGAAGUGAUUGUUAAAACAGAACCUGUAACUGUUGAAGAAGAGGAGCCAAAGAUUACAGAAGAUGUGAAAGUAAAGGAAGAACCUAUAGACACAGAAGAGAUAAAUGCAGUCACAGAAGAAGAAGGUAAUAAAGUAGUAAGUGAUUCAAAGCCUAAGGAAGAAACAAUUCCAGAAGAGGAUGAAAAACCAAAAGAAGUGCUAGAUCCAAAUGAUCCAGAAGCUAAGCUUGAGAGUAUUAUUGCUAGGGUGGAACAAGAACAAACAAGAGAUAUCCAGAUGAAAGUUGAAGAAACAAUUGUAGAAAGUGAGCAACCCAAACCUGAAUCAAAAAUGGUUGUGCUGCAAUCAGGAAGCAUUGUGGUGAAAGUGAAGGCAGAAAGUAUAGCUCAACCAUCUCCACCUCCAGUAAACAAUGAAGCUACCGCAACAAAGUCGGAAUCAGAAGAGCCUCAGUCGGAUGACGAAUUUCAUCCACCACCACCCGAUCCACGAUUUACAGUCUUACCUCCAGUUCUUAGAGGCACCGAACUUUCGGGACUCUGUAGUAUUAUGUAGGAAGCCUUUAUGCAUAUUAUGAAUGCUUCUUAUGCAAGCAGAUUCCUGAAUGUCAUCUGAUCCAUAUACACCCCUACCCCCAAGUAAUACAUAACGUAUAGGUUGUAAUUCUUAUCAGCUUGUACAUCCAAUUGAGACACUGAAAUUGUAUUUCUUACUUCAUUGUGAUAUACUUUUAUGAAAGAUUGUAAGUAUUGAAUGAAAUUAUCGAAGCAUUUGUAAAAUAAAGCACUUACACGACAGCGUAUAGAAAAAUUGAGAAAGUAUAUUCAAAGAAUUAAGAGUUUGUAACAUAACAUUUUGUAGGUAUACAAAAGUGACUGUGUGCUCAAGAACACGAAGUAUGUUUUACAUGAGUUCUUGUAAUUCCUCUUGUAUUAGCUGUUAAAAUUCAGCACGCAUGAUCAGAUCAAGGUGUGGGUAGCAUGUAUUUAAUUUACUUUCUAAGAACACACCAUGUAUUCUAAGUUGUUGCUAGGUUGUUCACGUGAAAUGGGGUAUGUAAGAUCUGUAAAUUGUUGUACAAAAUGUUUUAUGCUGUUGUAAAAGUUUACAAAUAAAAAAUUUAUUUUUGUUUUCUCAUGGUCUUGAUUUAUUUUUUCUUCUAAACUUCUUUGUCUGUAAACAGUUUUUUUAUUCGGUGUUAAAAACUAGUGUUUUUUUUUCAUACGGUCACUCGGAAAUUACUGAUGUUGUAGGUCAAAAUAAUUUUGCAGUAGAAUGUAUUGUGGAAUCGUAAUGAAUAAAACGUACCCUAGUUCAUAAUCUUUCUGGUGUUUGUGUGAGUGUAAACACUUGAACUACAAUAAGUGUUUGUAUAUUAGAAGAAAACUACCUAAUAAAAGCUGUUUAUCUCAA